Neohortaea acidophila is the source of this 3040-nucleotide messenger RNA. Its product is annotated as Hamartin protein-domain-containing protein. The record is from RefSeq and is a predicted model, not a curated record. Gene Ontology annotation, cellular component: TSC1-TSC2 complex. The transcript is spliced from 3 exons. The coding region runs from base 452 to 2938 and encodes 828 amino acids. Lineage: Eukaryota; Fungi; Ascomycota; Dothideomycetes; Mycosphaerellales; Teratosphaeriaceae. Gene Ontology annotation, biological process: negative regulation of TOR signaling; regulation of cell cycle.
GCGGAGAUUCGUCCGGGGUCGUUGAUGUUACCCCGACUUCUCGGCCGUUACAUGAUCGGCGCGGGUGAAGUCAUAUUUGCUGCCUCAGGCAUCCAGCCAAUUGCGCGUGUUACGCAUCGUCAUCUCUGACCUCACGCUUCGUCCAAACGAUAAGAUGCCGGCGGCUUGACUUGCCUUUGCGACAAGCCAAUAUCUUGCUUUCUCUCUUGUUACUUACGUGCGUACGGACAGCGAACUUGUCAUUCUUUCUCAAGCGCGUGUAUCUCUUGUGCAACUUCAGCUCGUCUUGUUCUUUUCCCCUUGGACAUCGGCAUUCCCUAAUCAACACCAGCUCUUAUCGGCACGACAAGACGGCUGCAGCAACCAUUGGCCAUGAUAGUACUCAACACCGCAGCUGGCCCGUUGCCAUUGACUCUCACUCGCUUACUGCAAUAGUCUGCCAGCCGCAAACAUGGAUACGCGCGCCUUAAGAGAAAUCACCAAAGUCCUCCAGACCGACUUCAACGCGAAGAAAUCCCUCCUCUCCCUCCCUGCCGAAACCCGCCGCAUGCUCCAAAGCUUCAUCGACGAGUUCGACGACAAGUCCGAGACCGAUGAUGCGCAGCCGGCCAAUCUAUACCUCAAGGGAUUUUGGGAGAAAUAUGUCCGAGACACACCGCAGAAAUUCGGCAUGUUCAUGGGGGUGGUGAGGGAAUUGCGACCUGCGAUUGCGCAUAGUGAGGUACAACGCUGGACGAAUACGCUCGCAUUUCCCAUCCUCAACAGUACCGGUCAUGCCAAAACAGCUGUCGAGGAUGCUGCAGAGUUCUUGAUCGGGUUUAUGCUGUACGAUGAAGAGCAGGAAGACAUUACUUCACAGGCCCAGCGUUCAGGGGAAAUAUGCAAAAGGCUAUGGGACAUCUACUCCGACCGAACCAGCAUCUUGGCCACCUCCGAUCCGCUUGAGGCGUCAGACAAUGCCCAGGUAGCCCAACAGGUCGAAGACGUCCUGAUUGCGUUCGGCCGGAAGAAACCAAAGGACCUGUUCAAUCUGCUCGACACCUACAUCAUCACAUCCGACACCCGCUUGCGAUCGCUGUCACUCCUGACCUCUUUUCUCCGACACGAAACUCCCCACCUCUACCUUGUCUUGGAUACACCCCUCGUCGGAAGUCUCCUGACAUGUCUCAUGAACGACACAUAUACUGCUGUCCUCUCAAUUGCACUCACCUCCCUCAUCAUGUUGCUGCCUCAUAUUCCAGGCUCACUCGGCCCUCAUCUACCGCGAUGCUUCCUCGUCUACACCAGGCUACUGUGUUGGGAGAAGUUCAGCGACUUCAGCACGGAAGAGCAAAAGAGCCUGGUGACCGACGACCGUGUAUCUCCGGAGGACGAAGACGAGGAUUCUGAUGGAGUCGUGAGAUCCGUGGGCAUGGAUGCAAGUUGGCAACGACUGAGGUCGCCGGAAGGCACAAUGGAAGCCUCCACGCCAGAGAUCAUGACUUACUUCACAUCUUUGUACGGCCUCUACCCUCUCAAUCUCAUGAGCUACGUUCGAAAGCCACGGCGGUAUCUUAGAAACAUCGAAUUCCCGGGCGCCGAAUCUUUUGAUCUGGAUCGGACCGUCAUUCGCUCUCGCACUGAGCAGUUUCGAGAGGUUCAUCUCCUCCACCCUAACUUCUACAACACCACGGCGGAAGAAGAGCUCGUCGAUCCGAAAUGGCCAAAGAUGGACCCCGCGGACGUGGUCGGAGAAUGCGAAGCCCUAUGCAUGCAUUCAAGGGCGUCAGCGAAGAACUCUGCGCCAUCAUCGAUCACCAAGCUACCCGGGGCGCUACAAAUGCGUCACGAGACCAUGAGGCUCAAUGGACAAUUGUCUCCCACCGCAAGUCAGACAAGUCUCCGGUCCAGUGCUAGCUGGCGCGAUACACAAUCGACUACAGCAUCUGUCAAAGGGAAGACCGAUAGCCCCAUCGUCAGGCCUCGCAGCAUGCUUGGCGACGAAGAAACCCUCCAUGAGCAACAUCCGUUAGACGCCGUCAAAGAGAAGCCGACUGAACCCCCUCAAACAAAUAUCGAGUUUCUACAGCGCGAGCUCUCCACCAUUCGCAACGAGCUCAACUUUGAGCGCUGGCACAAAGCACAAUAUUCCCAACACAUCGGCCAGAUCAUGCGACGCAACAUCAAAGGCGCCACGGUAGAAGCAGAAACACUGAACCUCAUCAACGCCAACCGCGCUCUCAAGAAGCAACUCGAGCAGCUCCGCAAAGCUCGCGAAGCUACAAUCAAAGACUCUGCUCUCACUCGAAGACAAGCCAAUAGCUUGGAAGCCAACAUGACGGAGCGCUUCAACAGUCUCAAGAUCGAGCAGGAGACUUGGCAAGCGGAUGCGGAUGAGCUGCGACGCUUGCGGGCGGAGGUGAGGCAGUACCGUACUCUGCUCGUCACUAGUGAAAACCGCGAGACAAACACCGGACAUCGGCUUCUACUUGCCCAGCGCGAUCUGGAGGAGCUGCAGGCCGUGAGGGAGAAGCUGGAGCGUGCAUUGAGCAGGAUCCAUGAGUUUGAAUCCAGGGAAUUUGAAUUCGAGAUCGCGCUACGAGAAAGAGACCUUCUGAGGAAGGAGACGAAAGGCGCAUCAAACGCCACAUCGCCCGCAACUAGUGCACGAUCCGCGCGCCGCUCGAGUGAACCCGGUCUGCGCGGGUUCACUGGCGCUCCUACGAGAACUGCUGCAUCGGCCGAUACUCACUUACCGCCGCCCUCGCCUACAAGACGCCACGAUGGCGCCGCGACUCCCAAGCACCGACUUGAAGCCGAGGGGAGUAGGAGAGGCAGCACGCAGAGCAACAAAUCUCGAUCCAAGGCGAGCGGGAGGUGGGAUCUCGAGGCGAGCUACUCAAGCUCAUUCAAGGGGGCGAUGGCAUCUGGCUUGAGCUCGUCGAUGUUUGAUAAGUAGGUGGGCGGUUGAUGAGUACGAUGGAGUGAAUUGGAGCGAGCGGGAUGGAGUAUCGGUGCUGGAUGGCAUAGGAAAAGCGACUCUCUUCGUUCUGAUGCAAUU